UGUGUGUGAGAGUGUGUGUGUGUGUGUGUGUGUCCCUCUCCAUAAACUUGGACCGCCGUCGCUUAUUUCAAUCACGUAAGACCCCCUAAUGGCGUUGUCCGACCGCGGGUGUUACGCAUAUCUGUUCAAGCUCUUUCUGACAACGCAGCCUUGUUGAUAUUUGUCUUGACUGUGGAGAGAGAGCCACCACCAUCACCACCACCAUCACCAUCUCCCACCAAAAAGGUGUUGUUGUUGUUGUUGCCUGCGAGAGUUUAAGCACGCCUGCCCGACAUUGCAAAGGGUUAUUAGAUUCAUACAAGUCAGCGAAGUGGUGGGCGAUCUACUGAGCACAGCAGAAGUUCUCAUAUGAUGACUUCAAACAAGACACAUUACCUACCAGCAUCUGUUGGAGUGAGUGGAUAUUAAGACACUUCUGUCUCCAGGAAGAGCGUAGGGCAAAAUGUUCCACCAGGUUAGAAGAGUGAUGACCAUCCUGUUCCUUACUAUGGUUAUUUCAUACUUCAGUUGCAUGAGAGCUGCGCCCCUGAGAGACGCCCCGGGCAUGCGGGGCCACCGGACGGAAGGCUACUUGGGCGCUGCCGCCGCCGCCGCCGCUGCCGCAGCGACGGCCGCACGAGGCCACGGGACUCCACAGGGCGGCAGUGGGCCCGGCCAGCGCGGGGAACUGCCCUCGCUCACAGACACGUUCGAGCAAGUGAUCGAGGAGCUGCUGGAGGUGGAGGGGGAGGCGGCGCAGCUGGGACAGGGGGCUGAUAUGAGCCAGGGAGGCGGGGGCCCUUCCUCUGCGGUCACCGCAGAGAACAAGGAUGUCAACCUGUACGACUCGCGGGUGAUGAUCAGCAACCAAGUGCCUUUGGAGCCGCCCUUGCUCUUUCUCCUGGAGGAAUACAAAAACUAUCUGGAUGCCGCUAAUAUGUCCAUGAGGGUGCGGCGACACUCCGAUCCCUCACGGCGCGGAGAGCUCAGCGUGUGUGACAGUAUUAGCCAGUGGGUGACAGCUGUGGAUAAAAAGACGGCAAUAGACAUGUCUGGGCAGACAGUUACCGUCAUGGAAAAGGUCCCUGUCCCCAAUGGCCAACUGAAGCAAUACUUUUAUGAGACCAAAUGCAACCCCAUGGGGUACACGAAGGACGGCUGCAGAGGAAUAGACAAGCGGCAUUAUAAUUCCCAAUGCAGGACAACCCAGUCCUACGUGCGAGCGCUUACCAUGGAUAGCAAAAAGAAGAUUGGCUGGCGGUUUAUAAGGAUAGACACUUCAUGUGUAUGCACAUUGACCAUUAAAAGAGGGAGAUAGUGUAUAAAAUGUAUAGAUUUUAUUGAAGAGUUUAAAAAAGAGAAUAAAGAGAAAAUAUCUAUUUGUAUAUAUACAUAACAGGGUAAAUUAUUCCGUCAAAUGAAAAUUUUAUGGACUGCAUGUAAAAAAAGAUGAAGUUUAUACAGUAAAAGUGAUACUACAGUCUAUUUAUUGAACAUAUUCAUGACCUUGUAAACAAUUAAAAAAAAUCUGAUCAGUCA
Messenger RNA from Solea solea (common sole), 1518 nucleotides. It is a transcript of the gene bdnf, whose product is annotated as brain-derived neurotrophic factor. The coding region runs from base 443 to 1297 and encodes 284 amino acids. Gene Ontology annotation, biological process: negative regulation of neuron apoptotic process; regulation of neuron differentiation; positive regulation of peptidyl-serine phosphorylation. Gene Ontology annotation, molecular function: growth factor activity; nerve growth factor receptor binding. The transcript has 2 exons. The record is from RefSeq and is a predicted model, not a curated record. NCBI's taxonomy places the organism in Eukaryota, Metazoa, Chordata, Actinopteri, Pleuronectiformes, Soleidae.